Molecule: messenger RNA, 495 nt
Organism: Acaulospora colombiana
Lineage: Eukaryota; Fungi; Glomeromycota; Glomeromycetes; Diversisporales; Acaulosporaceae
Source: the annotation of a GenBank genome assembly
ACAAGAAAUCUCACCAGAAUGAUUAAUUUUAAACGAAGAAAUAGCAAGCAAGGAGAAUUGCACAAAGGAAAUAAAUGGGUCAAAUUUCGUCGGAAAAAAGAAAAUUUUGGGAGAAAAAAUAAACGUCAAUUCACUGUUCUCACCUCACAAUCUGUCCCAUCAUUACCUACGUUACCACCCCUACCCACGUUACCACCCUUGCCCUCUCUUCCCAGCCUUCCCUCGCUUCCGCCCAUUCAAACUUGGCAAAGUACUCUCUCCCAACCUCUCACAGCUACAAACCCUCCCACAUUACAAACUAUUUUUAUCACUCAAACUCUGUCUGCGACGUCAAUACUAGAAAAUUCAGUUUCAAAUCCAUAUCCGACUAGUCAAUAUUAUCCUGGUGAUCCUACAGCUGCUAAAGGUUCUCCAACACAAACUAAUAAUCAGACGGUGACUUUAACGGGAACUUUUAAAUCAAGCGAAACCAACAACUUAUCAAGCACGAUAUGA